AUGCUCGGGCACCGCAGUCGCGCCGGGACGUUGGCGUGGAACUCGCACACGCUCUCGAGCGGGAGUCGCGAUCGCGCCAUCUUGAAUCGCGACAUUCGAUCACCGAGCGAUUACUCUAGCAAGCUUCUCGGGCAUAAGAGCGAGGUGUGCGGAUUGAAGUGGUCUUACGACGACCAACAGCUCGCGAGCGGCGGCAACGACAAUCAACUCUUCGUGUGGAAUUCGCACUCGACGUCACCAAUCUUGCGAUGCAGCGAGCACACCGCCGCGGUCAAGGCCAUCGCGUGGUCUCCACAUCAACACGGCUUACUCGCCAGCGGCGGCGGUACCGCCGACCGAUGCAUUCGGUUUUGGAACACCGUCACCAACACGCCGUUGCAGUGCGUCGACACCGGUUCGCAGGUGUGCAACUUGGUUUGGAGCAAGAACGUGAACGAGAUCGUCAGCACGCACGGCUACAGCCAAAAUCAAAUCGUCGUCUGGCGUUAUCCGAGUAUGUCCAAGCUCACCACGCUCACGGGCCACACCCUCCGCGUGCUCUUUCUCGCCAUUUCUCCCGACGGCCAAACCAUCGUCACCGGCGCCGGCGACGAGACGUUGCGCUUUUGGAACGUCUUCCCCGGCAUGAAGUCCCCCGUCUCGGGCGCCGGCGACAACACCGUCAGCACGCUCGCGCGCACGAGCAUUCGGUGA
Messenger RNA from Ostreococcus lucimarinus CCE9901, 693 nucleotides. RefSeq lists its product with no specific name. The record is from RefSeq and is a predicted model, not a curated record. Gene Ontology annotation, molecular function: protein binding; anaphase-promoting complex binding; ubiquitin ligase activator activity. Lineage: Eukaryota; Viridiplantae; Chlorophyta; Mamiellophyceae; Mamiellales; Bathycoccaceae. Bases 1 to 693 code for a protein of 230 amino acids. Gene Ontology annotation, cellular component: anaphase-promoting complex. Gene Ontology annotation, biological process: anaphase-promoting complex-dependent catabolic process; positive regulation of anaphase-promoting complex-dependent catabolic process; positive regulation of ubiquitin protein ligase activity. The transcript has a single exon.